GCCGUGGUAACAGUGUUGCCCUCGGGGAAGUUUGUAGCUGCAGAGGUGAAGAGCUAUUCUGUGUGCUUUAACUGCCAUCUUCAAUAAACGUUAGCUAGAUGGAGCAGGAUUUGGCCGAGGGUAAAAUCAUCCGCUCUCAUAAACAGAACACAAGCGAAAAAUGGAUGUUUCUCACCCCUAUGAUCAACAGCUGCAAGUUGCACCUCACGACUGUGAAAUCUCUCGUGCCAGCGAGAGCACAAGCGAUGAGUGAAUCUCAAGAUCAUGUAAAAGAAACAUUUAACCACUCUGACCUAGAAAACAGUUUACAUGCAGGCAUCCAGAAAAGAGUUGUACAGGAACUAUUUGCAAGUGACAAAUGUACAUAUAAUCAAAAAGUGCUGCUCAGUGGAGCUGCCGUUUCAAAUGCUGCAUACAAAGCAAGACACACAGCAAGGAGACAAACCCAGUGUACGGGGGAAACUUUUGGCCAUGCCUUAAAAAAUGCAAAACCUGCAGGUGAUUUUCCUGGAUGUAAUUACAGUGCUGUGCCUGGUUUUCUCUCCACUCAAUUGCCUUUCACAUCCAGUUUUCAACGAAUUGACUUGGAAAGACAAUCUCUGGAGGAAUGCCCACAGUUGGACUUUGUAAAAGAACUGCAGUUUCUCAACCUUCAGCACAAUCUAAUUACAAAGAUCCAAAAUUUGUCACAUUUGCAGCAGCUGGUUUUACUGAAUUUGCAUGACAAUCACAUCAGUGACAUGGCUGGCAUUGAAGUUCUGAGGUCUCUCAAGAUCCUCAUACUGGGGAAGAACAGAAUUCAUGAAAUCUGCUGCCUGGACAGCUUGUCUAAACUGAAUAUGUUGGAUUUGCAUGACAAUCAGAUCUGCAGGAUAGAAAAUGUGUCUCAUCUGAGUGAAUUAAGAGUGUUGAACCUAGCAGGAAACAACAUCUCCAAAAUGGAAAACUUGCAGGGUCUUGACUCUUUGACUGAACUGAACCUAGGGCAGAACUGCAUCUCUGUUGUGACUGAGGUGGACCGCCUGCCCUUGUUGCAGCGCCUCUUUCUCAGCUGCAACAACAUCACCAGUUUUGACCAGCUAGCCUGCCUUGGAGAGUCGUGCUCCCUUUCUGAGCUCACGCUGGAUGGGAAUCCUGUAGCCCUGGAGACAUGGUACAAGCAGGCCGUCCUGCGCUGUGUGCUUCAUCUCAGACAGCUGGACAUGAAGCGCAUCACAGACGAGGAUCGGCGCAUGGCAGGUGUACAGGCUCGAAAAGAGGAGGAAAAGAAGAAGGAGAGUCACAAGCAGACCAUUCAUAAGGAGAAGCGGCGUCUAGCAAUCCGUAAUGCUGCACAGCAGUGGGAGGGUGUCAGGGCCUGCCUGGAGCUCCCAUCCACAAAUGGCGCUAAAGAAGAAGUCAGUCCAGAGAACAGCCCGGCUCACAGCCCCGCCCAGACCAAUGGCCUUACACAGGAACCUUCCCCUGAUGAACCGAGGCGGGUAAGCCCAGGUUCAGGACCAGAGCGGCCAUCUGGGGGAACAGAAAUCAGACUCCAGAGCAACAGCCGUCCAAACAGCCCACGAGACCCCAAGCUUGUGGAGGCAGGGAGUGGCAGUGUUCAAAGCUUGUCCUUGUCUGACAGUCACCUGGCAGAGCUGGAUGGAGACACCCUGCGUUUAUUUGGACUUGGAGCCCUGGAGGCCCUGGAGAGGGGCUGGGGUGUUCAGACUGCUGGUGCUGUCACUGUAAUAACCUUCCGCUACAUCAACUUUGAUGCCAUAGUACCAACACUGCCACGAAUAAGAGUCAAGUUCCCAAAUCUGUCGCAUAUGAUAUUCCUGGAAACCAACAUCAGCCGUCUGCCGCAGCUGGCAGCCCUGGCUCAGGUGAGGCGCCUAGACCAGCUGACCAUACACCCAGACGGCAACCCAGUGGUCAGUUUGACUCUUUGGCGCUCCUUUGUCAUCUAUCGUCUUCACCACUUCAACCUGCAGAGGAUAAAUGGCCAGGAGGUGACCAUGAACGACGUUAUCGCUGCAGAACGUGUAUUUGGAACACUGGGCCAUAUAGCAGCCACCGAAACUCCACGUUGCCGGCUCCUUCUGCUGCUUGAGGAGUCCAGGAAGCGGCAGUUGCAGUUCCUGUUGGAGGGGCGUGGCCGGCGGGCAGGACUCAGUCCAGAGGAGCUGCGUGAUAAUGGGAAACUCCUGGGAGAAGGCCUGAGCAGAGCGUUGUUUAACUAUCCAAGCAGAGACUGCAGUGCAGAGAGCCCUGAGGAGGGCAGUGUGGAGUCGUCAGAGCGUGCUACUAUGGUAGAGCAGUACCUACAGGAGUUGGUCCAAAGUGCAUCAGACACCAACCUGAAGGGCGAGGCUUUACACAAGCUCUGGCCUUCCAUGUUUGCAGAGAUGGUGAGAGACUGUGUCUUGGAGAUGAGGGACCAAGCGACCUUCCGCCAAGCCAGCCUGGCAAAGCUCUCUGAGACCAAGUGAAAAGGACCAAAGGUUCACUGUUAGGCAACAUACAUGCACACGUGGACAGAGCUUUCUUGGGCAUCUUCGUCCUUUCAUUUCAAAAUGGAUAACACAUAAUCACUUUAUCAGUUUUAAUGCAUUUGGAAACACAAGGGUGUAUUUCCUUAGUCUGUUGGAAGCUUCUGCUUGAAAUGUACGUAGACUAUUUUAUAGGUGUCUGAAGAAAUUGUCUGAAUGUAGAUUUUUCACUAAAAACCCACAGUUUGAGUCUUCAGAGCUUGAAGGUAAAUAAUACUUGAAGAAUGUUAAAGAGACUUAGUGACUCAAUGUGCAUUGUUGCCCCUAGGGAGCAUUGUCUGCACUUUAAAAUCCAUCUGAAUGACCCUUCUACACCAUUAAUAUCAUCAGCUGAAAAUGACCAGUGUCUCUUUUCUUGAGACUAGAAUGAUUUUUCUGUCUUAAAGCCUGUCUCAUCCAUUGCUCUCUCAUUUCUUCCUGCGGGGCAUAAAUGCAAGGGCACAAACAAGGACAAGGUCUUUUCUUUGUUUACCACUGAUUUUCUGUAUUGUGCUUAGUAUUAAACAAUUCUGCAUUAACACUGAGA
Molecule: messenger RNA, 3060 nt
Organism: Maylandia zebra (zebra mbuna)
Lineage: Eukaryota; Metazoa; Chordata; Actinopteri; Cichliformes; Cichlidae
Gene: lrrc49
Product: leucine rich repeat containing 49
Molecular function (GO): protein binding
Source: RefSeq, a predicted model, not a curated record